AGAGAGGAAUUAAAAAUAUAAGUUAUUUGCAAUGCUGUAGAAAAAAUAGAGUCCUUCCUUCGGCGCGCAUGGCGGAGGCGCCUAAUGGUGCUUCGGCUGGACACGAGUGAUCAUUUCGAAUGGCACCCGUUUCUGGGCGCCGACGUGCUAACAGCGGCGGCGGCGGCGGCGGCAUCGGACGCAAACUGUUCUUGGCAUGGUGGCCGGAAGUUGGCGCCGAAGGUGGCGCCCAAGGCAAAACAUGGGCGCGGUCGGGUUUCCGAGCUCAUUGGCUUUUUUGAAAAGUUCAGCUCUGAGCACGUGACGCAUACAUUCAACGACAGCGGGUCCCCGGUGUCGGAGAGUGAAGAGAGCGAUGAUGACGACGAAGUUGUCGGCACCCGAAAACCGUCGAGGACCGUGGUGGCGAACUCACGGCAUGGGAGUCGUUUCGUGGGCGCCCCGGAAACGGCCGUGGGAAAUGGCGGAUGCGGUGACAUUGCCGGAGACGCCGUCAGCGUGGCGGAGCAGUCCGAAGCGGGAUCAUGUACAGACGGUGGCAACAGUCCGAAUCGUAGUUUAGCCGCCCUUGAAUAUCCCGAAUCGAAACGGGAAAAAUCGCAUUUGAUCGCUGCAGAACUCCUCGCAACUGAGAGCACAUACGUGGAUAUUCUACAUUUGAUUGAUCAGGUGUUUUAUUCAAGACUGAAGCGUGAGAAUGAUGCAAAGCAGAUGUUUCCUGUGGAGAUGCUGCCGCAGAUGUUCUCGAACGUCAGGUCAUUGUACAAGUUUCACCAUGACUUUUUGUUACCAAAGUUGAGGGAGCGCAUGGAUCAAUGGGACUCAGAUCCACGCAUUGGUGAUAUUAUGAAGGACUUCGCUCCGUUCCUGAAGAUGUACACGGAGUACGUGAAGAACUUCGACAACGCCAUGAAUCUCAUUAACGCACUGAUGCACAAGAAUUCUCGCUUUGCGGCUGUCAUUGAAGAAAUUCAGCAAUUACCCGAGUGCGGGAAUUUGACGCUUCAGCACCACAUGUUGUCCCCGAUUCAACGUUUACCACGUUACCAGCUGUUAUUACAAGACUACCUUAAGCGAUUGCCGGACGAUUCUAGUGAUAGGGACCACACGGAAAAAGCCCUGCAUUUAGUCAGCGUUGCUGCGACGCACGCCAACGACGCUAUGAGGAAAAUAGACCAGUUCAAGCAGCUGUUGGAUAUACAAGACCGAUUGGGCGGCGUGUCUACAAUUGAUCUUGUAAGCCCCUCUAGAGCCUUGAUUCGUGAAGGAAAGGUGACGAAAAUUUCCGCCCGUUCCGGUGAUCAUCAAGAACGCUAUAUGUUUCUGUUCUCUGACUUGGUGCUGUUGUGUUCAACGAGGCGAUUGCCUGUCGGCAGCGUUGCCCAAUAUCGGUUACGAGCUCAAUUCCCGAUGGCGGGAUUGCAAGUUCUGGAAGGCGACAAUCUUGAGACGCCGAAUACAUUCUAUCUGUCUGAUGGACAGAGAACCGUCGAGCUUUAUACUUCGAGCGUGGAAGAUCGAGAAGUUUGGGUUUCGUCGUUCGUGGAAGUGAUCGAAGACUUGUGCAACAGAAAAUCGUCUCUGCGACUCAGUCCUAUGAGAGAUUCGGUGGAUGGAAUAGGGGAAGUUCCUCCGAUUCUGCAGCGAAUGGACUUGGCCAGCAAAUGCAUGGACUGCGGGGCUUCGUUCACGUUCAAGCGGAAACAUCAUUGUCACGGUUGUGGCAUGGUCGUUUGUUCAAAGUGCUCAAAUCAGAAGGCAGUUUUGAAGUACUAUAGCGGGAAAGAGAGUAGAGUUUGCAAGGAAUGCUCAAAGCGAUUGCAAAGUGCCGCAUCUGCGAAUCAGUCAGAUUCGCUCAAGUCAGCCGACAGUGUCAUCACGCUCACGAAUGGCACGUGCGAUUCCGGAUUUAUUGCGAAUGGCGAUUCGCACUUCCGCCUUGGACCUCGUUUAUUGGAUGUACCCGCUAACUCACCAUGCGUGGUGAGUGGUUACCUCAACCUGAAGAGUGCCCGUGGACGAACCUGGGUGAAGCGUUGGUUCGUGCUGCACGAAAGCGGUGCGCUGUUCAGCUACAAAUUGCCCACAGAUGAGCGGGCUUUGACUGCAACCCCAGUCCCUGGUUACUCUCUGUCCCACGGCGUUGCCUUGAGAGGGGAUCCCAUGGUGAACGACAAGGAGCGGGACCGCACCUUCAAAAUUUAUUCCUCGACCAAGGCCUACUACUUUCAGACCGAAACCGCCAAAGAUUUGAACCGGAUAAACCCAGGGAUUAUUCGACUUCGAGCCAGAGUCCCCGGAGAUUCCAAGACCACAGAUACUUCAAUGAUUGAAUCGGAAACUUCAGUUUCUCGCGGAAAUGCUGCAUCUUUUCCGAUUCAGCCGAAAGAUGUCGUUGAGCGUUCUUCCAGAUCCCAUCAAGAACUGCGGAAUCGACGGAAAUUGCAUUUGAAGGAAAGUCUGAAAUUUGUUGAUCGAGCCAGGAUGACUGGCCUGCAGACCCUGAAAACGAGGCAUUCUUUUGAAGAAACUGCUGAGGGAGAAGAUGCUUCUGCUCCUCUUCUGGACGGACAGAGAAAAUAUUCAGAAUUUUUUCACGAGGUGUUCCAAAAUAAAGUAUUGCCCGCGUUGCUGGGCAAAGGCGUCAAAGAGCGAAGAGAGAUCCCAGAAGUGUUGGACUGGUUAGGAACUGUGGUGGAGCACACUUCACUUCAUGGACGCGAGGAUCACCCUGUGGCAGAGAUCCUGUUUGCUCUUAGUUGUGCACUGGCACCCAAUGGAAGUGAAUCCAGUCGCGAGUUGCUCAAGGAAGGCAUGCAAGGACAUAUUCACUCGUCGAAAAGAUCAACUGGUUUGUCUCGUCAGGAAAAGACUGCCCUUGAAAACGCCUGUGUUUUGGGCUGGUGUGCAGAAAUGUUGAGUGUUGCUCAAAUGCUACACGAUGAGAUUGUCCACAGGCAGGUUUUCGACUGGCGCAUGGAAACCGAAUGCUGGUUCAUGCGAAAGGCGAGCGAUCUUCGCAAAUUUCACCCAAUUUUAUAUUUCAAUGGUUGA
Molecule: messenger RNA, 3054 nt
Organism: Notodromas monacha
Lineage: Eukaryota; Metazoa; Arthropoda; Ostracoda; Podocopida; Cyprididae
Source: the annotation of a GenBank genome assembly